GAGUUCCCAAAGGAAACUCACUCAUUAGAAAAAAAAAAAAAAAAAAACCUAAUUUCCUUGAGAAAACCAAACCAGCAGGAGAGAAAAUGGCGGAGGUUGCUACUGAAAUUGCAAAGAAAGUGGAGGAAAAGGCGGAGACUCAAGUAACAAUGGCACCAACUAAAAUGGUCGAGGCUGCUACGGCAAAAGAGGCGGAGACCACCGUGACGGCAGCACCUGCUAAAACGGUCGAGGCUACAAACAAACCGGUGAAAGAUGAGGAGGUAAAGACAACAGAUACGUCUAGUUUGGUGGGGAAGCUAGAGACAGAUGUGGAGAUCAAAGCUUCCGCUGAGAAGUUCCAUCACAUGUUCACCGGGAAACCACACCAUGUUUCCAAAGCAUCUCCUGGCAACAUUCAGGGCUGUGAUCUCCACGAAGGCGAAUGGGGCAAACCAGGCUCUAUCAUCUACUGGAACUACGUUCAUGAUGGUGAGGCAAAGGUGGCGAAGGAGAGGAUCGAGGCGGUGGAGCCGGAGAAGAACCUGAUCACGUUCAGGGUUAUAGAAGGUGAUCUGAUGAAAGAGUACAAAAGCUUCUUGCUCACCAUUCAGGUGACCCCUAAGCAUGGUGGGCCAGGGAGUAUUGUGCAUUGGCACCUUGAGUACGAGAAGAUUAGCGAAGAAGUUGCUCAUCCCGAGACUCUCCUCCAGUUCUGUGUCGAAGUCUCCAAAGAGAUCGACGAACAUCUCUUGUCCGAGGAAUAGAGAAGUAUGUGUGUGUGUGUGUGCGCACGCAGUAUAUGAAUUAAAAUGCAAUAAAAGGACUAAGGAGUCAUGUCCGAGUUUGUGAGAUAUAUCAAUAUGAGUGUGCCAUGAAUGUAUGUGUCUACGUACUAAGAUGUAAGAUCGUUACGUUGGAAAUUGUUACUUUGAGAAGCGAGGUGUACUAGCCAUGAUGAGACUAAUAAUAAGUAAGACUAUAAGUUUGAUUUUCUAUGCUAA
This is a messenger RNA of Eutrema salsugineum, 983 nucleotides long. Its product is annotated as MLP-like protein 31. Lineage: Eukaryota; Viridiplantae; Streptophyta; Magnoliopsida; Brassicales; Brassicaceae. Bases 87 to 746 code for a protein of 219 amino acids. The transcript has 2 exons. Gene Ontology annotation, biological process: defense response. The record is from RefSeq and is a predicted model, not a curated record.